Lipotes vexillifer (Yangtze River dolphin) is the source of this 1626-nucleotide messenger RNA. RefSeq names its product aldehyde dehydrogenase 3 family member A2 (gene ALDH3A2). Bases 1 to 1626 code for a protein of 541 amino acids. Gene Ontology annotation, biological process: aldehyde metabolic process. The record is from RefSeq and is a predicted model, not a curated record. Lineage: Eukaryota; Metazoa; Chordata; Mammalia; Artiodactyla; Lipotidae. Gene Ontology annotation, molecular function: aldehyde dehydrogenase (NAD+) activity; 3-chloroallyl aldehyde dehydrogenase activity. Gene Ontology annotation, cellular component: cytoplasm. The transcript is spliced from 12 exons.
AUGGAGCGCGAGGUGCAGCGGGUUCGCGCGGCGUUCGGGUCCGGCCGCUCGCGCCCCCUGACGUUCCGGCGGCGGCAGCUCGAGGCCCUGCGCGCGAUGGUGCAGGAGCGCGAGAGGGACAUCCUGUCGGCCAUCGCCGCCGACCUGAGCAAGAGUGAAUUCAACGCAUACAGUCAAGAAGUCAUCACUGUGCUUGGGGAAAUUGAUCUCGCGCUGGAGAAGCUUCAUGAAUGGGCUGCUGCUAAACCAGCUCAGAAGAACCUGCUCACCAUGCUGGACGAGGCCUACGUCCAGCCAGAGCCCCUGGGAGUCGUGCUGAUUAUCGGAGCUUGGAACUACCCCUUUGUCCUCACCAUCCAGCCUCUGAUAGGAGCCAUCGCUGCAGGAAAUGCUGUGAUUAUCAAGCCUUCUGAAGUAAGUGAAAAUACAGCCAAGGUCUUGGCUACGCUCCUCCCUCAGUACUUAGACCAGGACCUGUACGCGGUUGUUAAUGGUGGCAUCGAGGAAACCACGGAGCUUCUGAAGCAGCGAUUUGACCACAUUCUCUAUACGGGAAACACCACUGUUGGAAAAAUUGUCAUGGAAGCCGCUGCCAAGCAUCUGACCCCCGUGACCCUUGAACUGGGAGGGAAGAGUCCUUGUUACGUUGACAAAGACUGUGACCUGGAUGUCGCCUGCAGACGCAUCGCCUGGGGCAAGUACAUGAACUGCGGCCAGACCUGCAUCGCCCCCGAUUAUGUGCUCUGCGAGCCGUCCCUCCAGGACCUGAUCGUGCGGAAGGUGAAGGAGGCCGUGAAGGAAUUUUAUGGAGAAAAUAUAAAAGAAUCCCCCGACUAUGAAAGGAUCAUCAAUCUUCGUCAUUUUAAGCGGAUACAAAGUUUGCUUGAAGGACAAAAGAUAGCUUUUGGCGGGGAGACCGAUGAGGCCACACGCUACAUAGCCCCAACGAUACUCACUGAUGUGGAUCCUGAAACCAAGGUGAUGCAAGAGGAAAUCUUUGGACCAAUUCUUCCAAUAGUGCCUGUGAAGAAUGAAGAAGCAGCCGUACAAUUCAUAAAUGAACGCGAAAAGCCCCUGGCUUUCUACGUGUUUUCUCAUAACACUAAGCUCAUCAAGCGAAUGAUCGACAGGACGUCCAGCGGGGGCGUCACGGGCAACGACGUCAUCAUGCACUUCAUGCUCAGCUCCCUGCCCUUCGGAGGCGUGGGGUCCAGUGGGAUGGGAGCGUAUCACGGAAAACACAGUUUCGAUACUUUUUCGCAUCAGCGUCCCUGUUUAUUAAAAAGCCUGAAGCGAGAAAGCGCCAACAAACUCCGGUAUCCUCCCAAUAGCCAGUCGAAGGUGGACUGGGCAAAACUGUUCUUCCUGAAACGGAUCAACAGAGGGAAACUCGGGCUUCUGCUGCUCGCCCUCCUGGGCGUCGUGGUGGCGGCGCUCGUGAAGCGUCAGUUUGGUUCCUGGGUGUGCAGGAACCCGGCGUGCGUGGAGGUGGAGGACAGUGCUGUGCUGAGGAGAAAGGCCCUGUUGAUUUUUCUGGCAGCUCACAGAUUGUGCCGUCCUGUGAGCCAGGAACGCCAGAACCCAGCCCUGUCUGUCGAGAGGAGGCUGGAUGCCACUGAGGAGUGA